Messenger RNA from Sinocyclocheilus rhinocerous, 4444 nucleotides. Its product is annotated as protein KIBRA-like. Gene Ontology annotation, molecular function: molecular adaptor activity; kinase binding. Gene Ontology annotation, cellular component: cytoplasm. Gene Ontology annotation, biological process: regulation of DNA-templated transcription; cell migration; negative regulation of organ growth. The transcript is spliced from 22 exons. The record is from RefSeq and is a predicted model, not a curated record. Lineage: Eukaryota; Metazoa; Chordata; Actinopteri; Cypriniformes; Cyprinidae. Bases 23 to 3322 code for a protein of 1099 amino acids.
AUUACAUGGAGACUAGUUGGUCAUGCCAAGGAAGGAGUUACCAUUGCCAGAGGGUUGGGAAGAGGCCCGAGAUUUUGACGGGAAGGUCUAUUAUAUAGACCAUAUUAACCAUACCACCAGUUGGAUUGACCCAAGGGAUAGGCAGACUAAGCCUCUGACUUUUGCCGACUGUAUUGGAGAUGAGCUGCCUGUGGGAUGGGAGGAGGCCUACGACCCCCACAUUGGAGCCUUUUAUGUCGACCACAAUACCAAGAGCACCCAGUUGGAGGAUCCGCGGGCCCAGUGGCAGCGGGAGCAGGAGCUCAUGUUGCGGGAUUAUCUGAAUGUGGUUCAGGAAGCGUUGAGCGCCCAAAAGGACAUCUACCAGGUCAAAGAACAGCGACUUCACCUGGCCCAGCAGGAAUAUCGGCAGCUAAAUGAUGCUUGGCGGGACAAGUCGUCCUCAAAGACUAGCUUAAAUUCCAGAUCCUCAUCAAGCAGUAAAUAUGACCCUGACAUCCUCAAAGCGGAGAUUGUUACAGCAAAAAGCCGGGUAAAUAAGCUGAAGAGAGAUUUGGCCUGUAUGAGGCAAGAACUCCUUUAUAAGGAGCAAGGCUUUGAGACAUUGAAAGAAAUUGAUCACAAAGUGUCCAGUGCCUCACAUGGCUACAAACUGCAUGAAGCCCAGGCCAUCCUGAAGGAAGUGAAGACCAUUAGAGAUGCCAUCAGCUCUGGGGAGAAGGAGAAACAGGAGCUCAUGCAGAAACUGGCUGUGCUGAAGGAUGGUUUCCAGUUAGAUUAUGGCUCUCAGUCUGACCUGUGGGCCAGCAAUCCGUCCUUGGCCAACUCAAACCUCUCUCUGCCCCGCCUCUACUCAGACGCCGAGUCUCAAACAGACAUACCUGCUGAGUUUGUAUCAAACUCAAAUAAACUGGCUGAGAAGGUACGACUGAGCCUGAAAUAUGAGGAGGCAAAAAGAAGGAUUGCAAAUAUUGAGGUCCAGAUUGCCAAGCUGGAUAGCGAGGCGUGGCCAGGCCUUCUGGACCCGGAGAGAGAUCGCCUGAUCCUCAUCAACGAAAAGGAAGAGCUGCUAAAGGAACUGCAGUAUGUAACGCCAUGCAAGCGCGCACCCUGCGAGGCAGAGAAGAUCGAGUCUGAAAAGAAGCGACUCGAGAAGGACCUGCAAGCUGCACGGGACAACCAGAGCAAAGCACUGACCGAGAGGUUAAAGCUGCAUUAUAGAAGAAACAAACUAGUGAAGGAGCUGGAAGAGAUGGUGAGGUUGGCGUCUUCCCUUCAUACCCAGCUGAAAAGUCUGUCAGCCAGCACGCUGUCAUGUUCCUCAGGCAGCAGCCGUGGCUCGUUGACUUCCAGCCGAGGAUCCCUGGCCACCUCCAGCUUGGGCUCCACUUCCUCUCUCAGCUUCACAGACAUCUACCUGGAGCAGCCCGAACUGGGCGACCCUGACUUCCAGAACAAACUGGACUCUAUUUUGCAGGAGGGAAGCACCUCUGGCUACAGGCCCUCCAGCUCCAUCACCACCAUCCAUGAGAACGAGGUCUCGUCCUCCUCCAGGCAAGUCGGCAGCGGGCCGGGGGUGGGCCAGAGAACCCAAGUACUGCGGCUGUCAGAGACACCUCACUCCAUGAGCUCCCUGUCCCCGCGUUCCUCGCUGUCUUCCCUCUCUCCUCCUUGCUCACCCCUUGUUACCGAUGCUUCCUUCCUGUCGGGAGAGGCCUUCUCUGGUCCUGCCUCACAGUUGGAUUUAGAUCUGCAAACAAGGCUGAUGGAACUACGGUUAAAAGAGGACCACCAACAGGGUGCAGUAGAGUCUUUGAAAGAUGCUGUUACGCAAACAAGGAUGUCUGGGCCAGAAUUGAAGAAGGCAGGAGUAACGUCAGCAGUGUCUGACGAAUCAGUAGCAGGUGAUAGUGGGGUAUACGAGCCCUCAGAGAAAAGGUCGGGGCUUCCUGUUGAGCAACAGCUGGGCUAUGAUGACGGGAGCUCAGCAAGCAGUGCUCAGAUCAAACUCGGCCUGAAGUAUGAAGCGAAAGACAAGAGGUUCACAGUGUUCGUAAUGCAGCUCUCCAACUAUAGCGCACUCUCCCUGCCAGCCAACCAGAACAUAUAUGUCCGUGUGGUGGUACUGCCAUGCUCGGAGCCCGUUCGCUGCCUGUUCCGCACCCACGGGGCUCUGCCGCAGGAACCCUUAGAGUUUAAGGAAGCGUUUAGCCUGCAGUUGUCCUCCGCUGCUCUCAGACAGAAGACUCUACGCAUUGAUGUCUGUAGCACCAGCAAGGCUGGUCGAGAGGACUGUCUAGCUGGUGCUCAGAUCAGUUUGGCUGAUGAAGAGUAUUCAGAGGAGUGGUGCACCAAGUGGUACAACCUCCUCAACUGCACAUACAUGCCAGAAAUGGAUGGAAAGCACAAGGAAAGAGAGGUCUCUGUUCAGCAGGAGCUGGCUCCCAGCACCUCAGAGGGCACUGUUGCACGCCUAGAGAACGCUCCUCUGGAGGACUGCCCCGCAGAGGCUUUGGAGGGUGACGUGUUUGUGGAUGAAGAAGGUAGUGAUGGUGAGGAGGACGAGGAGUUCUACCCCGAUGACUGCCAGUGGGAACAGGAGGAAGAGCCAGUUAAACCUGGACCAACAGCAGUCAUAACGGAAAAGGUGAAUAAACAGACAAGUGUGGACGGUCUCCCGCAUUCUGCUUCGGUCGUUCGGCCCAAGGAGCGGCGACAUGAUGUCCAUCAGCAAAACCCUUUUAUGCGAGGAAACACCAUCAUCCGGUCCAAGACAUUUUCCCCUGGACCUCAGAGCCAGUAUAUCUGCAGGAUCAACCGCAGCGACAGUGACAGCUCCACCCUGUCUAAGAAAUCUCCCUUCGUCCGGAAUGCCUCAGAGAGACGCAGUGUUCGAAUGAAGAAGCCACAGAUGCAGGUCAAAGGUCUGGACGGGCUCCUGCGCACCUCUCUGGAUCUGGAGCUGGACUUGCAGGUCACUCGCACACGGCACAGCCGACUGAACGAGGAACUGCGUGUGCUGCAGGAGCUAAAGGAGCAGUUAGAGAGCGCCCGGCAACAGGGCCAGCAUGUCCUUCCCACAUGGGUGCAGGAGGAUGAGCGCUUUCGUCUGCUGCUCAAACAUACAGAGAGACAGACCCAUGAAGAGCAGCUACAGGAACAGAGGGUAGAGAAGAUGAUGCGAGCAGCAGCCAAGGAUGUGCACAAGAUUCGUGGACAGAGCCUCAAGGAGGUUCCUGGGGUCCAGUCCUUUAGAGAGAAGAUGGCCUUCUUCACCAGGGCAAAGAUAAACAUUCCUGACCUACCAGCUGAUGACGUGUAGAAGAUAUCCAUCUUAACUGCUGUUUCCAUGGAGACAAAACUGACAUCUGGCGGUAUUAGGAAGAAUGAAGAACGGUGUGACAGGAAAAUGUAUGUUGGGCAGGAAAAAUGUAAUUUUAAAACACUGGGUUUUAACUCUCAAAACUGAAAUUGUAUAGAGCCGUGUUUUUUUGUUUGUUUGUUUUUUUUAGAUAGAUUUAUUUUUUAAUUUCACCAUGUUCUGUUACUAAUAAGAGUAUGUCCGUAUCUGUACUAGGUAUUUUACUGGUCAUUCAAAAACACCAGUUCGUCUUUGAAACGAGCUCUGCUAAUUGGGCAGAACUGCUUACUGUAACUCUUGAAGAUGUGAAUACAGAUACUUUAGGGUACUACUUCUGUUCAUAGCACAAGGGUUCAGGACAAAAUGAAUGGGCAUAAAUCCUGUUAUUCCAGUCACGUCCCUCUAAAACAAGCACAUCUGUCCACAUUUAUGUUCAACAGUUGUUGUUUUUUUUUGCUAAUGUGUAAACGGUUACAGAUGUUAGCAAGCAUGAAUCUAAAGCAUGAGUUAAUUAGACCUCUUAGUAGACUAAAUUGAUUGCUAACAGUUCUCCAUGUUCGUUUUGUUAAUUGCACAUGCAAACAAGACACGUUAGUGCAAAUGUUCGUAAAAUGAUGUAGAAACUGCACUUAGUUCCACAAACUCUCAGGUAGAAUAUCAGAUAGUUCAUGCACUUUAAUAGAAAAAAGGCAUCGAUAUAGAGAAUUAAGCAAAAAAGCACAUUGUGAACGCUAAGAUCGUACUAUCCCAUAUACUAGCUCUUGUUGCAUCUUUGGAAAACUUUAAGCGUCUUUUUAGGUUAUAUUAACUUUCCAGUCUAGUUCCUACAGUGGCAUGUUCUAAUAGUGUUUCAUUUCUACUGGUUUGGAUCUCUUUUAAUCUAAAACCCCCCCUCACAACCGGGGUCUAGUUUGCUCUAGACUACAAACUUGGCUUUGUAUGUAACUAAUAAGCUACUGAACACAAACGGUAGCAUCAUUUCAUUUACAUCAAAGCCAGUAUCUUAACAAAACUUAUUUUAAUUGCUACCUACCAGUACUAGAAGAGUCUUUGGUGUGUUGAAUCUCAAAAAAUCUUAUCAUA